AUGUUUUGCCUUCGCAGUUGGCUUCCACUCCUAUUCAUCCCAACCAACGCCUCGCCCGCUUUCAUAUUCCUCUUCUUUAUCUGCACGUACUUCCUCAAUCGACCAUGCGUGUACUGCUCCAUCCUUCUCCUUAUUCUCUUCCUGACCUCUUGCAACUGGUCGGACCGAUGUUUCUUCGAUUUUGGCAGUAACUGGUUCCUCCCGCGUCCAACAGCACCGCCUGAGGAUGUCACGUUCAACACGACUGUCCUCGAUAUGGCAAACACUACGGUCGCGGCGAUUAUAAAAUCUGCUAGUGAUGAUCUAGCUGCCAGGAGGGCCGAGUGGUCGGGGCUGGGGAUCGAGUGGCUUAGAAAUUUGCUAGGGAAGAGGGAGUGGAGGAUUGAUUGUAUGGAUAUCUAUAUUAGGCUAUGA
This is a messenger RNA of Fusarium redolens, 414 nucleotides long. RefSeq names its product bladder cancer-related protein BC10-domain-containing protein. The record is from RefSeq and is a predicted model, not a curated record. Bases 1 to 414 code for a protein of 137 amino acids. Lineage: Eukaryota; Fungi; Ascomycota; Sordariomycetes; Hypocreales; Nectriaceae. The transcript is spliced from 2 exons.